Molecule: messenger RNA, 627 nt
Organism: Labeo rohita (rohu)
Lineage: Eukaryota; Metazoa; Chordata; Actinopteri; Cypriniformes; Cyprinidae
Product: ubiquitin carboxyl-terminal hydrolase 28-like
Exons: 3
Coding region: 91-627 (178 amino acids)
Biological process (GO): protein deubiquitination
Cellular component (GO): nucleus; cytosol
Molecular function (GO): cysteine-type deubiquitinase activity; cysteine-type endopeptidase activity
Source: RefSeq, a predicted model, not a curated record
AAACAACUGAUAACUGAUUCAGCGUCUAAGACUUCAACACAACACCUACUUGAAGCAAAUGCUCAGCAAGAAAAGGAUGAUCUGAAUGAAAUGAAAGUCAAGAUUUCAGAAAAACCUGAGCACAUUAGUAUUAACAUUGAAAAUUAUCAUGACUCUGAGUCUACAGUAAAAUAUGAGCGAGAUCUGCAAGAUCACAUGAACACCAGUUAUUCUAACUCUGAGGCAAAAGCAAAGCCCCCACAAACCAUGACAGGCGAAUCUACACCAGAUAUAGAAAUGAAGUCAUCUGAUAGGGAUUAUGAUCAGUCCAAAGCUAACAUUUCUUCUAGUAUAGCAGAAUCCAAUAUCCAGUCAGGAACAUCUACAAUUACUUCUAAUAAUAGUCUUGAAGAUACACCAUUGGGUGAAACACGUAACACUAAUUUAAAAAAAAACAAAAAAAAAAACAAGCAACCCAAAAAGGGUAAUCAUCAGUCUUCAGCACAAAUACGAGGCUACAGCGGAUUGAGGAAUCAAGGAGCCACAUGCUAUCUGAAUGCAGUGCUGCAAACACUCUUCAUGACACAGGAUUUCAGAGAAGCCAUCAUGAAGUUUGGGAUUUUUGACUUUCUAGAUCAUGACCGUUAA